CGUUGCAGUACUUCUUGGAGGAGCACAUUUAGCUAAUCUCGGUGAAACAGCAAGUCAAAAUCUCACCCGUUGUUUUAUUUUCAGUAUUUGGGCGGAAUCAAGCAAAUUUAGGUCACGCCAUGGACUAUAAUGGGCUGCGACUGUCGGUUACACAACGAAUAUUCUCUUUGUUGUUCAUGUUUUGCAUCUGGAAAAGAAUUUAUGGACAAAUGCAUUAUGUCAUUUCUGAGGAAUUAAAAAUUGGUUCUGCAGUUGGAAACAUAACUAAAGAUCUGGGGUUACAACUACAAAGUAUUUCUAGUCGAAACAUAAGAGUUGUUUCUAAAUCCAGUAAGCAAUAUUUCAAAUUACAUACCAAGGACGGGAUUCUCGUUGUAGAUGACAAACUGGACAGAGAGCAGCUGUGUGGCCAAAGCUUGUCUUGUUUUCUGCAUCUCCAGCUCAUAAUGGAAAAUCCAUUGGAUCGCCGCAGCGUGAGUGUGGAGAUACUGGAUAUAAAUGACAACUCACCGCAAUUCUCUACUGAAAAUAUCACUCUAGAAAUAACAGAAGCAGUCACUUUGGGUACAAGCUUUAAAUUAGAUGUGGCACAGGAUCCCGAUAUUGGGCCGAAUUCUGUAUCCACCUACUGGCUUACUAAAAAUGAACAUUUUGAACUAAGGGUGAAAAUGCAUGAUGAUGGUAUCAAAGAGCCAGAGAUUGUGUUGUUGAAGGGUCUGGACCGAGAACAACAAGCAGAACAUCGUCUGAUAUUAACAGCUGUUGACGGGGGAGAGCCUGCCUUAUCAGGUACGGUAAAUGUUUCAGUUAAAGUCCUUGAUGCGAACGAUAAUGUCCCUAGAUUUAAUAAAUCUGUAUAUAAUGUGAGACUUAAGGAAAAUGUGCCUGUGGGGACUAUUGUAAUCCAGUUGAAAGCUACUGAUCCAGAUGAAGGUGCCAACGGGGAAAUAGAAUACUCAUUAAAAAGGGAUAAAACAUCUAGCAAUGUAAAUCAGGUAUUUAGCAUAGACUCACAGACGGGGGAGAUCAGGACAAACAGUACUUUGGACUUUGAGGAAACUAGACAAUAUACUAUCCACGUAAUAGCUAGAGACAGGGGGUCCCCAGCUGCUGAAGAAUACUGUAGAGUCACUGUAGAUCUCAUCGAUGUAAACGAUAACGCCCCCGAAGUAAUUAUAAACUCUUUAACCAACCCCAUCCAUGAAGAUGCCACACCUGAAACUGUUGUGGCUUUAUUAAGUGUUACAGAUAGAGAUUUUGGAGAAAAUGGGCGCGUCCGCCUUCAUCUAGCGCCUAAUAUUCCGUUCAAACUCUUGUCCUCAUUUGAGGAUCAAUAUUCUCUGGUAACAAAAGGUCCACUGGAUCGUGAGGUCACACCACAGUAUAAUAUCACAAUAAGGGCCACUGAUUCAGGGUCUCCCUCAUUAUCUACCCAAAAACUGAUUUUUAUUGAAAUUUCUGAUGUGAAUGACAACCCUCCACAUUUUCCACAGAUCUCAUAUACCAUCCAGGUAAAAGAAAACAAUCAUCCGGGAUUAUUUCUUUGUUCUUUGAUGGCUUAUGAUCGCGAUAAAGGUAAGAAUGCAAAGCUUUCUUAUUCACUUCGAGACAAUACAUAUCAAAAUAUGCAUAUGUCUUCCUAUUUUUAUAUAAAUUCCGAAAAUGGCACACUCUACAGUGCUCGGUCUUUUGACUACGAGGACAUACAGGUUUUCCAAGUACAGGUAGAGGUUGAGGACGGUGGUACGCCGCCACUGAGAGCCAAUACAACAGUCCACGUAUUCAUUCUUGAUGAAAACGACAAUGCACCGAAAGUUAUUUAUCCAAAAUCAGCACACGGUUCCUUGAUCCAGCAAACGAUCCUGCGCUCAGCACCAGUAGGUUACUUGGUGACCAAGGUUGUGGGAGUGGAUGAGGACAGUGGUCAUAAUGCGUGGUUGUCCUACAGUCUUCAUCCACCACAAGACACAGACUUUAUUGUAUCAUUAUAUUCUGGUGAAAUCCGCAUAGCUAAGAGCCUUCAAGACCUAGUGGAAACUACUAGAGAGAUUGUAGUUGAGGUGAAAGACAAUGGAAAACCAGCCCUUUCUACAAAUGUUACACUUAUUUUAUCUCUGGAAGAAAAAAGUUCCGAAGGAUUGUCAAGCUCCAGGGAAAUUCCAUUUACAACUUCUGAUGCUUCAGAUUUAACAUUGUAUCUAAUAAUCGCUUUGAUAGCAAUUUCAUUUAUUUCAUUUGUAACCUUCGCAGCUCUUACAGUUAACUGUUUGAGAAACAGAAAAGGUGACACUUUCUGCUCUGCCGCUGUGUGCUGUUACAGGGAUCCGGGUUUGGAUCCAAAGUACACAUAUGACUACUCCGCAGGAAGUCUAAGGAUACAGCUGAACUCUGACGGCCCUCUCAAAUAUGUAGAUGUGUGUCCAAGCGGGCUAAUCUCUCGUCCACCAAACACAAGGUCAGGUUUUCAUCCAGUGUCAGUUGAGGAUGACUUUCUCUAUAUGGGAUCUAGCAGUGCUACAGUUCCUAGGACCCAUGGUGAUCCUAUUUCUUUAACUACAGAACAUCAUAUGGAUCCAACUAGCAUGAAAAGAUUUCAGACACUCGAGCCGGAGUAUAGAACUCAGGUCAAAUAAAGACUGGUUCCAUUUACAUCAUUCAGGACAAUCAGAAGAUAUGUGCAGAAUAUAUUUAGCAGCACUGUUAUUAACAGCACUGUU
Molecule: messenger RNA, 2717 nt
Organism: Protopterus annectens (West African lungfish)
Lineage: Eukaryota; Metazoa; Chordata; Ceratodontiformes; Protopteridae
Product: protocadherin gamma-C5-like
Exons: 2
Coding region: 120-2633 (837 amino acids)
Biological process (GO): homophilic cell-cell adhesion
Cellular component (GO): plasma membrane
Molecular function (GO): calcium ion binding
Source: RefSeq, a predicted model, not a curated record